Synchiropus splendidus (mandarinfish) is the source of this 2899-nucleotide messenger RNA. It is a transcript of the gene lamtor3, whose product is annotated as late endosomal/lysosomal adaptor, MAPK and MTOR activator 3. Gene Ontology annotation, cellular component: Ragulator complex. The coding region runs from base 117 to 491 and encodes 124 amino acids. Lineage: Eukaryota; Metazoa; Chordata; Actinopteri; Syngnathiformes; Callionymidae. Gene Ontology annotation, biological process: positive regulation of TOR signaling; cellular response to amino acid stimulus. The record is from RefSeq and is a predicted model, not a curated record. The transcript has 7 exons.
AAUAAACCAGGAAAGAAAUCGGUCAUGUGAUCUGUCCUUGUGACUUGCCCGGAAUGUUGCUGUGAAAUCGUUGAGCUGUGAAAACAUCACUGACAGACAGCAAGAAACGGACCGUCAUGGCUGACGAUUUGAAGAGGUACCUGUACAAGCAGUUGCAAAGUGUUGAAGGACUUCAUGCCAUUGUGGUGACGGACCGUGAUGGUGUUCCAGUGAUCAAAGUGGCUAAUGACAACGCUCCAGUCCAUGCGUUGAGGCCAGGCUUCCUGUCCACCUUUGCCUUGGCCACUGAUCAGGGGAGCAAGUUGGGUCUUUCCAAAAACAAGAGUAUCAUCUGUUACUACAACAGCUACCAGAUUGUGCAGUUUAACCGGUUACCACUCGUCAUCAGCUUCAUCGCAGGCAGCAGUGCCAACACAGGUCUGAUCAUGAGUUUGGAGAAGGAGCUUGCUCCCCUAAUAGAAGAGCUGAGACAAGUAGUGGAGAUCACAUAAUGGCGGUCAGCUCAGUCUGGAGCAGCCCAUCUGUGUAUUGAUAAUGGUUGGUGUGUUAUAAGAAGACUCUCUGUAUCUCUUAUCCUGUCAAUUUGGCGUUUCACCGCUAUGUUUGAUUCUAAAUAAAGUCCGCUUCCUCAAUAAAUAAUCGAUCAGUAAUGGCUCGUGAACACUGUCUGAACAGUGAUUUUAGCACUGGGGCACACUGGGAAUAUGACUGAAACCAGCAUCUCAGAUGCUCAGAUUUGCUAUUCAUCUAAAGGUGACCCACGACCUCAGUUGGAGUGUUUUUAUUUUUCGCUCUGAACAUUUACAUUCAUGUAAGCGUCACAAGGUCAAAUAAUCAUUAUAGAUGAGUUCAUUUAAAAGAUAAAACAAGCAAACACUAAAAAAUGUAAUAAAUUAGCAGCGGUAGGACAGUACCACUGCCCUGUUGCGAGAUAGCUAUCACAUCGAUCGAUGUGGCUGUCAAUGAAUCCCUUCUUUAUGACGGUAGAUGGCUGACGUCCUUGCUUGUAGUCAUAUCCUUGAAUGCAGGUGGUUAUCGUCCUUUCUGGAUCUGUGACUGGACAAGAGCAGAUGUUUAAAAUGUCUGAAUAUCCUAACCUGAUUUUGAUUGAUAGCGGGAGUAAAUAUUAGAGUCAGACAACUGAACCUCUGCUGAUAUCUGUGUGACAACUUUGUACUGUGAAGUGACACUAGUCUGAGUGGGACUUUUUGAGAAAUAUUUUCAGUUGUUCAGUCAAGGUCAUAAUGAAAAAGCUGAGUUUAUCCAGGCCAAAGUGAGCUAGAGAGAGUAAAAGGCACUUGGUUUCUAACUAAUUGUUUCUAACUUUUUUUUUUUAUGAUAUAUGACAGACUUAUAUGACAGGCCAUUUGAUGAUGCUGAGUGUGACCAGUGCACGUCAGGGGACAAAUGAAAGAAAACAAUUUAUUGACAUCUACAUUUGUCAUUUCUGAUAGACUAUUCUUGUUUUCAUCUUCAUUGUGAGGCAUAUUGGAUUCAGUCUGACGUCAUCAAUAAUAAGAAAAAAAUAGUAAUAGUAGUAGUGUAGUCAAGUUAUUAUUACCGGUACAUGUUAUUACAUUACAUUAUUACAGUGUUAUAGACACCUGAUGAGGUUCUCAAAAAGAAUCCCCUUACCAUAGUUACAGAGACAUUUAUGUUCCUUCCUUGAAACUGUUUGUGUUUUCUAGACCACAAGCAACAAGGAAGUGAGUUUGAUGUGCAUUAUUUCUGCAGCUCUGCUUUGAUUCUAUCUACAAUGCCAGCUGAAUUUUGGGGAAACCACGCAGCUACAAUCCACAUAUGAACUUGCACAAAGUGGUAUUAAAUCUUGCAGGCCCCUUAAUUUUUUUCUUAAGCAUCCAUUUCAGCUUGUUUCAUAAACUGACGCCACUUUGCAACACAGCGGAAGAUGUUUCAGCAGCAGGCAGUGACUUCUGGUAAGUCUUGGGCCUGACACACCAACAAAAACUGUAAUUUCUAACAUGAUUUUCAUGGCUUGAAAAUUUGAGCCUACUGUACCCGAUCGUCACUGCCACUGAAAACAGAAAUGUUCAAAUUUUUAGGAUGAGAAAUUUGUGUCGUAAUUGGGCUUAUGUGAACAAUCUGGAUUCCCUCAUUUUGAUGUGGCCAUUUUUAAUGUGUGUAUUCAGAUUAAUUGUUGCCUAACAAAAUGAGCAAAAAGGAUUCACCCCAAAAAUUGUUUGUAGCACAAAAACAUAGCUUAAAUUGAGUCUAAACUAAAAUACUCUUAAAGGAAUUCUUAGUCAUCACAAGCGUUGUGGUGUCAAAACAGUUGGUUCCUCACACAAAAAAAAACAGGUAGUCACUAGUGUAAAGUGAAUACCAGACAUCAGUCAUUGGGCACACACACAGGACUGUUGGGGAACUUGUUGGGUCAAUUCGCGAAAUUUCAUGUAAACGCAAAAUGCUAUCAAAUCCCUGACAUAAUGAACUUUAGUGUGUGUAUUGUGACAAAAAUAAAUGAAAUUACAUUUCAACUGUCUGGCUCAAGACUGCCUUUACCUGUCUGGAGCAUGAGGAGGAGUGGGAAGGGCUGAGGGAACAAUUCCCACAAGAACUUAAAUAAAUGAAAGAAUGAAGGAAACAAAUCUCAUGAAAAAGGGCUGGUGCACGAGCACCACUUGGGGUCUAUCUGUGCAUGUCCCUGAUUAUCAUCUUUGUUGGAAGAAUAGGAAUUGAACUGAGGCCCUCUACAAUGGUCUUUCACAUGUCCACAGUUCUUGAGAAGAAUGUGGCCAUGUGAGGCUGAUGCAUUCCCUGGAUCCAAAUGUACUUACCAGUUUCCAUCUGAGGAUCUUGAUCCACUCAUCUGCUUCCACAGCUGUCUUUGUACACAAGUAGAAGGUCCUCUCAGGAAACACCAGACUGUGGAGACAUG